AUGGAUUCGUGUAGGAGAGAAACCGUAGUAUUGGCUCUGUUGCUCUCCUUGUUUGGUCUUUCGUCCGCGUUGGAUUACUCCAUUGUACGCGAGGACAGUCCGGAGAGAAAUGAGUUAAGGAGUGAUCAGGAGAUGAGGUGGUUAUAUGAAGAGUGGAUCGUUAAUCACGACAAAUCGUACUCUGAUGAAGUCGAAAAGGCGAAGAGGUUCGAAAUCUUCAAAGACAACUUGAGAUUCGUGGACGACCACAACCGCCCUGGAAACAACAACACUUACACGGUCGGCCUAAAUCAGUUCGCCGAUCUAAGCGACGAAGAGUUCCGAUCCAUGUACCUGGGUCCUCCGCUUAACCUGAGUGCAAUGCCGUCCCCUCCGGUCAGUAAGCGUUACAUACCGAAAAGAGGCCAAUAUCUCCCGACAUCUGUUGACUGGAGGAGAUGGGGAGCCGUCAGCGCUGUGAAAAACCAAGGCGUAUGCGGUUAGUAAGAUUUCUUCUGUCACACAUCGAGUUAGAAUGAAGCACCGGUAUUAGUUUUUAAUAUUAUAUAUCUGACUUAGAUGUAGAUGGAUUUACGUUUUUCCUUGAAAUUUUUGCAUUUAUCCUUUGGAAAGGAACGUUUUUUCCUCACAUAGUGAUUCUAGUGUACACACGAGUAGAUAUUUUACCUGUAAGGUUCAUCAUUAUUAGGAAAAGUUCUCUCCCCACAAGUUGUCGUUUAUAUGUACAUCCGAGUACACAUACUAUAAGGUUGAUGCUAGCACUGAUUUGUCGUUUACUUCGUUACCUUUUGGAUGGACGUCCCAGAAAGCUGUCGGGCAUUCGCCACGGUCGCCGCUGUCGAGAGCCUGCAUAAAAUCACGACAGGAAGGAUGAUAACCCUCUCAGAACAGGAACUGGUAGACUGCGACCACCGAAAUAAAGGUUGCAAGCCGGGGUAUCUUCACUACACCUACCAAUACGUCGUAGAGAACGGAGGCAUCGAUACUGCGAGUCACUAUCCUUAUAGAGGAGUUGCAGGUCGGUGCAGGGCAGACCGGGUAACCUUCUCUUUCCUUGAUCUACUAUUUGACAGGUUUCCUUUGAUUUGCUGCAUGCUUAUCUUAAUAUAGCGUGAUCCUCAUGGAUUUCAUAUCACAGAGACGGGUCGUCAGCAUCUCAGGAUUUAGAAAGGUGCCGAGCUACAAUUCCUACGCGUUGCAGUAUGCAGUGUCGUACCAACCAGUCAGUGUAGCGAUUGAAGCUUCAAGCCAAGGGUUUCGAUUUCACAGAUCGGUGAGGCGACCUUGUAUUAUCUCCGGUGUUCGCAACUCAGUAGGAUCUCAUGAUUGCCGUUGCUCAAGCCUUCUACGAUACGCGGGUCGGAAUAGCGAAUCAGCUUUAGAAACAUCAUAUAUCACAACGGAUGGCAAUAUUUUCCAACCUUAUGAUUUCAAACAAGAACCAGUUUUCCAUUUAUGAAUCGAUUUCUUUUUCUCAAAAUUGUUCGACUACAUCAGACAUCAAGGCGCAGAUAGCAUGCUCUGAUCAAGAUCCCCGUGCGUCGGCGUAAAACCAAUGUUUUUUUAUGAGAUGGAAAUGCCAUAAAGUCGAUUAGUAGCACGGCUUCAUUUUUAUAAGUCUCUCCUCUUUUCUCAGGGAGUGUUCGGGGGGCCUUGCAGCGCGGAGACAAAUCACUUCCUUACCGUGAUAGGCUACGGCACGGACUACAAUGGUAUCGAGUACUGGCUUGUGAAGAACUCCUGGGGAACAGGCUGGGGCGAGGGAGGCUUUGCAAUGAUACAACGUAACGUUGGUGGGAGCGGAAGGUGUGGAAUCCUCACAUAUUCUCUUUAUCCGCUGAUGAACAGUUGGGUCAGGGCCCUGGGCAGGAAUAUCACCGAAUGA
Spirodela intermedia is the source of this 1885-nucleotide messenger RNA. The record is from the annotation of a GenBank genome assembly. NCBI's taxonomy places the organism in Eukaryota, Viridiplantae, Streptophyta, Magnoliopsida, Alismatales, Araceae.